This is a messenger RNA of Arachis ipaensis, 1447 nucleotides long. The record is from RefSeq and is a predicted model, not a curated record. Lineage: Eukaryota; Viridiplantae; Streptophyta; Magnoliopsida; Fabales; Fabaceae.
AUGGGAGAUGACACUAUAUAUGGCAUGUUCCAAUGUAGAAGAUACCUUUCUAACACCGAUUGCGCCGCCUGCGUCGCCGCUGCCACUGCAGAUAUCCUUAGUUGCUCCGGUGGGAUUAGUUCCCAUCUAGUAUACGAUGGGUGCUCCCUCAGAUAUGGACCAUUCAGCUUCUUCACUGAGGCCAUUCGUGGUGUCAAUGGUAUUCUUUGUGGAAAUCAAACUUCAAAGGGAGAAACCAAUAAGGAUGAUUUUAGUGAGGAAGUAAAACAAGUGCUAAACAAGCUACAAAUAGCAACACCCAAAAUCCCUAAUUACUAUGCAGCAACAAAGACACAAUCAAUCUAUGCUAUUGCACAAUGUGUUGAAACUGUUUCAGCAAAUAGUGAAGUACCAGGAGCAACCAAGUUGAAAGCGCCAAUUAACUAUAAAUACAAUGAUUUAAAAGCUGCAACAAACAAUUUUAAUGAAGAAAAUAGACUAGGAGGAGGUGGCUUUGGCAAUGUAUACAAGGGAACUUUGAAAAAUGGUAAAGUUAUUGCGGUGAAGAAAUUGUUCUCAGGUCAAUCCAAGAAGUUGGAGGAUGACUUUGAAAGUGAAGUGAAGUUUCUAAGUAAUGUUCAUCACCGAAACCUUGUUAGACUCCUUGGAUUCUGCAAUAAAGGCCAAGAGAGAAUAAUAGUUUAUGAAUACAUGACAAAUGGCAGUCUUGAUAAAUUGUUAUUUGGUAAGGAAAAAGGUUGCCUAAAUUGGAAGCAACGUUAUGAUAUGGUUUUAGGCACAGCAAGGGGAUUGGCCUAUCUACAUGAAGAGUUUUAUGUUUCAAUCAUACAUAGAGAUAUCAAAAGUGGCAACAUCCUCUUAGACCAUGAACUUCAGCCCAAAAUUUCUGAUUUUGGGUUGGCAAGGUUUCUUCCAAGUGACCAAUCCAAACUCAAUACAAGAUUUGCAGGAACAUUGGGAUACACAGCACCUGAAUAUACAAUUUACGGCCAAUUAUCAGAAAAAGUUGAUACAUACAGCUAUGGUAUUGUAGUUCUAGAAAUUAUAAGUGGUCAAAAGAGUACCGAAAUAGUGAAAAAUAAUUAUAAUGAUGAUGACGACCAUGAAUAUCUUAUCAAACAAGCAUGGAAACUUUAUGAGCAAGGCAAGCACCUGGAGUUAGUGGAUAAGAAUUUAGACCCUAAUGACUAUGAUGUGGAAGAAGUGAAGAGAGUUAUAGAGAUUGCUUUAAUGUGCACUCAAGCAUCACCAUCAAAGAGGCCCAAAAUGUCUCAAGUAGUAGUCUUACUCACAAGCAAGGCCCAACUUGAGAAUUUGCAACCUUCAAUGCCUGUAUUUAUUGAGUCAAACUUGAAAUCUCAAGGAAGCAAUUUUGGCUCAAAUGCUACCGUCUCCUCUGAUUCUAUUUUAUCAGCUAGAUGAUUAUAAGAUGAAGGAGUAGUAAUUU